AUGUCGAAGGUUUUGACGUCGCUGGGUGGUGCGUUACCGGACGAGAGGCCCCUCCUGUCUCUCCAGAUCGUGGAGAGUCUAGCCAAGUGCCCUGCUGGUUAUUGGGCUGUCAGUCGGACCUAUGAUGAGGAUGCUGAUGCAGGGCUUCUUAGACAGGCCGGCCUUUUUGGCAAGAAACCCAGCCAUUACAUUUGCUUGUCUAAAUCAGAAGGUGUUCCUGGGUACGUGAUGGACGGGGUGCUAGUACUAGGGGAGCGAGAGGCUACGCCCGCGGGGUACAGCGUGGCGGGGAGGCUCGGCAAGCGGCGGCUGUGCACGCACGUGUCCCGAGCCCCGGCCUCCGCCCCCGCCGCCGCCGCAGCCCUCGUCACUGACGUCAUCGUCUGCUCCAAGAUGAGGAGCGCACCCAGGGGAUUCGUGCUAGCUGGUGAGAUCAACGGCAAAGUAGUCUGCUAUAAGGUGAGCGGCGGCAGCGCGGACGUGUCCCCCACACACGCGCCCGCUGACUACGAGAACGUCGUGUCUAACGUGACGCCUGAAGCAGUUAGAAGACUACGCGCUGCUCCCGAGCGACCUCCCAAGCUGGCUCCCCUCGUGUCAGACAUCAACAACUUGAACCUCAAGUCUCCGGACGAGUUCACGACCGACCACGACUACGAGGCGUUGAGUCCAUCGUACAACGUGAAGCCUGUCCGACCCGCGCCUCGCCCGCCCUCGGCGAAGUCCCCAGUCCCUCAGGGAAGCCCUACGCCCGCGUCCCCAGCCGGCGCCGGCCGGAGGAAGGGUCCCGCCCCCCUCCCCAAGACCCUCAACUAUCACACCCUGGGCGGCUACAACGGCAUGGAGGGCGUCCCAUUCGUACUCAACCCCAAAUUACGCGGCUUACCCAGUGAUACAUUGACCCAGCUGCCGGAGAUCAAGCAGAGGACUCGCUUCGAGCUCGAUCGUGACUACUCCUACAGCUUCGCGGUGGAGCGACAGACGUGA
This is a messenger RNA of Danaus chrysippus (African queen), 987 nucleotides long. The record is from the annotation of a GenBank genome assembly. Lineage: Eukaryota; Metazoa; Arthropoda; Insecta; Lepidoptera; Nymphalidae.